AUUACAUGUUUGGUCUGAGUGGCAGCCUUCGGCCCUGUUUUAUGCCACCCACCCUAAAACCACCUCUAAAAUCACGCGGCUAUAUAUCGGCGCUUGUCGCUUGCCGGUCGUACCAAACUCCGACCCGCUUCUAGAACAACCACGGCUUCUUCGGGGUUAUCAUAUGAGACACCGAGAGAACGAUAAAAUUUUGUGAAAUGGGCUCUGGCGUGUAAAGCGUCCUAUACUGAGAGACAGUUGUAGUCUACACGAGGAGAGGUAGAUGGGAUGAGCGAGAGUCCAGUAGGAGGCAAGUCGAUGUUUUCGCCACCACUAUACUUAAACCGACUAUAUGUGUAUUCUUCACAUACGACCAUAGCCUUAAGAGAAUUGGGCACCUUAAAUACUUCGCAUGUGAUAUAACAUACAAUGGAGUCUAUUUGUCCUUAUUUGUCACAAAACGCACGUCUGUGCUCAAGGAACACUGUGAACCGUAGAGCCACAGCUUACAAAGAAUAUAUAGGCUCCCCCCUCAAGCUUUGAAUUGCCCCUUCAAUAUAGUCUAGCCACGAGGCGAGCCACGAGGCGAUUCAAAGGUUGAAGAGUUGGGCCGAGCCCUUAGCCAGAAGUGAACAUGUCGGGUCAGAGGAGGAGGCAUACAGCCUAUUCUAAUUCACAAUGGGGGCGCCACUUCACCAAAGAUCAAUACCCUGCUUCCUAAUUAUCCAACCACACACAAACAUUGGAAGGAUUCCACAACCAACAACCAUUAUAGGCUGUCAGAGACGACAACCUAAUACCGCCGCGUGGGUGGAGUGCCUGGCUUCCCCUAUGGUGCGGAGAAGCGGGGGAAUCCCCACUAUUUGUUUCCAUGCUUCCUUCUUCUGUAGAAUCCCAGUUCGGCGACAGAAACCUGCGUAAAGGGCCCAUACACGAACUUCUGUCGCUUACUGCAUAUACCCCGGCAUGAGGUGUGGUGCCAUUGGGGGCAGGAAAAGGAAGGACGCUUCAUGGAUAGGGAUUGCGUGGAUCGGCGUAAGACAAGAGGAUCAAUACAUUUAUCUGCCUCUAUGCCUCUACGGCUAACGCACCGAUAAGCCGGAGAGCUCGACCAUUCACUACGUGCACGCAACUGGCCUUUUCGCUAUAUAAUGGCACUUUCCUUGAAGUCUCGGUCAGUCCUGACCUUGGCUGAGAAAAGCGUUCAUCGUUUCUUCCCUCUUAUUUCUGCUUUCGUGGAUACGCUUCAGUUUACUGCGGCUUCAUCGGCAACACGUCCUCACCAUGGCUAUCGCUGUCGGUGCCGUCGGUUCAUCGACCAAAAAACAUGACCUAGCUGUCGCUCAGGCCAGCACCCCUCGCCUGGCCAAGGUGCAAUGGUGGUCUGACCCUGGAAUGCGCCAGUUGUACUUCUACGCUGCCAUUCUUUGUGUCUGCUCUGCUACUACUGGUUACGAUGGUUCUAUGCUUAACGCCUCCCAAGUCAUGGACAAAUGGCAAGACUAUUUCGGUCACCCUAAGGGUUCUAAACUCGGCAUCCUCAACUCGAUCUACCAGAUUGGUAGUAUUGCCAGUUUCCCCGUCGCACCGUUUAUGGCGGAUCACUUCGGCCGUAGAAUCCCCAUCGCUGUUGGUUGCAUUAUUAUGAUUGUCGGUGCUUUCCUCAGCGCCUUCACUAAUGGAUAUGGAAUGUACCUUGGUGGCCGUUUCCUCGUUGGCUUCGGGAAUUCUCUGGCUCAACUAUCCUGCCCCCUUCUACUGACUGAGAUCUGCCAUCCUCAGCAUCGCGGUAUCGUCACCGCCAUCUAUAACUGUCUCUGGAACUUGGGUUCAUGUGUCUGCGCCUUUGUUGCUCUUGGCACCAUCAACAUCAAGAACGACUGGUCCUGGAGAUCCAUCACCCUCAUCCAGGGCGUCCCCUCCCUUAUCCAAAUUGUUUGCAUCUACUGGAUCCCUGAGUCUCCCCGCUGGCUUAUAGCCAAGGAGCAACCCGAAAAGGCUCUCGACAUUCUUGCAAAGUUCCAUGCUAAUGGCGACCGCAACGACGCCACUGUCCAGUUUGAGUACCAUGAGAUGAAGGAAACUAUUACCAUGGAGUAUCAGGCAAAGGCAAAUAGCAGCUAUCUUGACUUUUUCAAAACCCGUGGCAAUCGUUACCGCCUCAUGAUCCUCGUCUCUCUUGGUAUCAUCUCCCAAUACUCUGGUAAUGCUCUAAUCAGCAAUUACGCCAAUCUUAUCUAUGAGGGCGCUGGUAUUAAGGACCAGGCUCAGAAGACUGGUAUCAAUGCCGGUGAGCAAUUGCUCAAGCUUAUGGUUGCCAUUGGCUUCUCUAUGGGUAUUGAUCGAUUCGGUCGUCGUCCUCUCUUCUUGAGUGCCACUAUAGGCAUGUUUUUCUCUUUCCUUAUCUGGACCAUCAUCGCUGCCCGUUUUGAGAACACUGGCGAGAAAGACAUCAAAAACCUUGGCUACCCUCAGAUCGCCUUCGUCUGGCUCUUUGACGUCUGCUACUCCGUCGCCUGGUCUGGUCUGCUCGUUGCCUAUGCUCUUGAGAUUCUGCCCUACAGACUCCGUGCUCGUGGUCUCAUGAUCAUGAACUUUUUCAUCCAGGUUGCUCUUACUAUCGGCAACCAGACCAACCCCAUUGCUCUGAACAACAUGCCCAGAAAGUGGAACUUGUUCUGCUUCUACACAGUCUGGAUUGCCGUCGAGCUUGUCUUCGUCUACUUUUUCUACAUUGAGACUAAGGGACCUACUCUAGAGGAGAUCUCCCGAAUUUUCGACGGAGAUGAUGCUAUGGUCGCUCACGUUGAUUACAUCGACAAUGAAAAGACCUCCCAGAUCGAGACUGAGACCAAGGACGGCGACGGACGCAAGCAGGCUGCCUAAUAUCUGAUCUUGAUAGACAAGGCUCGAUUAUGAAUCUGGCUGAAUUGUGAGAUCUGCUGUUCACAGGCUUACAUACAAGGACGGUCAGAGGAGGUCAGGGCGGAGUCAACUAUUCUACUAUUCUAUUCUCUAAUACUUAUAAGACUUAUAAUAUACGUGUACAGCGAAAGCUACAACCUAUUGUUGUAUGUUUUAGCCAUCAGUUUUUUGCUCUUCGCAAUCGUUUUUGUGCCUGCUAGUAUAUAUGUAUGUUUAAAUCAGGGGCGAGGUGAUUGUUCCAUUGACAGGAGAAAGUAUGUUUAGGACGGAUAACGGCGGG
Pseudogymnoascus verrucosus is the source of this 3184-nucleotide messenger RNA. RefSeq lists its product as uncharacterized. Lineage: Eukaryota; Fungi; Ascomycota; Leotiomycetes; Thelebolales; Thelebolaceae. Gene Ontology annotation, cellular component: membrane. Bases 1264 to 2865 code for a protein of 533 amino acids. Gene Ontology annotation, biological process: carbohydrate transport; transmembrane transport. The transcript is spliced from 8 exons. Gene Ontology annotation, molecular function: carbohydrate:proton symporter activity. The record is from RefSeq and is a predicted model, not a curated record.